Molecule: messenger RNA, 321 nt
Organism: Eptesicus fuscus (big brown bat)
Lineage: Eukaryota; Metazoa; Chordata; Mammalia; Chiroptera; Vespertilionidae
Product: small integral membrane protein 15-like
Exons: 2
Coding region: 106-321 (71 amino acids)
Source: RefSeq, a predicted model, not a curated record
CAACCAGGGGUCAUCCAUCUGAAAUUGUAAUUGGCUCACUAAUCGAGGACAAAGUUAGAGAUCACAACUCAAGCAUAAGUCCCUUUUCCUAACACUGCUACAAAGAUGUUUGACAUAAAGGCUUGGGCUGAGUAUGUUGUGGAAUGGGCUAUUUUGGCCCUUACUCCAUUGUUUCUAGCAAGCGCUGUACUGUCCUGGAAAUUGGCCAAGAAGAUUGAGACCAGGGAAAAGGAGCAAAAGAAAAAACAAAAACACCAAGAAAAUAUUGCAAAAGCUAAAAGACUGAGAAAUGACUGUGGGAAUGAACAGGCUCCCCUUUGA